Molecule: messenger RNA, 849 nt
Organism: Neurospora crassa OR74A
Lineage: Eukaryota; Fungi; Ascomycota; Sordariomycetes; Sordariales; Sordariaceae
Exons: 1
Coding region: 1-849 (282 amino acids)
Source: RefSeq, a predicted model, not a curated record
AUGGAAGGCACUCAUGAGCAUUCUCCUGAGCCUCACCCCGAGCUUUCCUCUGAGCCCUCGCCUCACUCCCCUGGAACUUUGAGGCUAUCUACCACAUGGCCCGCUGAUACUUAUCUGUGGGACAACGAGCGAGUAAUCAUGUCGACAAAAUGGAGAGAGCUCCCAAUUGAACUGGUACAAAAGAUUUUCAAUCACCUCAUCGAGGGCUUCAUCAACAAGUGUUUUUUCAACGACGAAUGCGAGUUUGAUACUGAAGGAAACUUCGUGGCCAUGUCACCCGACAUCGGCAUCAAGAAUGGAAUUUCUUUCAUAACCUGGAACCUUCGCCGUGAGUCUCUUUUCAGACGUCAGAGACAUCUCAUUGAGCGCCACUUCCUAGACGAGUGGCUGACCAGGGUAACGCUCUACCUGUGCCUUGAUGCCGAGUUUGAUACCCCCUUUCUUCGUUACUUUCACUUUCCCGAGUCUGAAGAUUAUCACGCUUUGACGAGGCUUGGCCCCGAUAAGAAGGUUACCUUCUUUCUCUACAAGCCUGAAGAAAACGGAUUCGUCGCGGCAGGUGACAUGACCAUAGAGGAAAUGAUGGACGAUCUCCUGGACGCUUGGGACGAUUAUGUUGCGGACAGAACUUCGAGCUACUUGAUCGUGGGGGUUCGUGCGAGAACUUGGCAGCAAAACGUUAUCCAGUUUCACCGCGGCUUGGACAUGUACAAUCUCCGUAAGGGUUCAGUGAAUCUGGAGGGCUUGGAGGUGUCUGAAGAUGGCAGGUACAUCCGGUUCAGCUGGGAGGAUUUUAUCACGGGGAUGGUGAACUGGUUUCUCUAUGAGACAGAGGAAACACGACUUUGA